Mus musculus (house mouse) is the source of this 3570-nucleotide messenger RNA. It is a transcript of the gene Tnfaip2, whose product is annotated as tumor necrosis factor, alpha-induced protein 2. Lineage: Eukaryota; Metazoa; Chordata; Mammalia; Rodentia; Muridae. Bases 39 to 2114 code for a protein of 691 amino acids. Gene Ontology annotation, cellular component: exocyst. The record is from RefSeq and is marked validated. Gene Ontology annotation, biological process: exocytosis. The transcript has 12 exons.
UAAGGCGUCCUGUCCUGGACACAGCCUGAGCCAGGGUGAUGCUGAAGAUGGUGACUUUCUUCCAAGGGUUUCCUGGCCAGCAGUCUGUGCCAGGGACCCUGAACUUCGCUGUAAGCCCCCAAAAGCCACGCUCUACAUCCGAGGCUGAAUCAGAGACCUCCAUGUCUGAGGCGUCCUCUGAGGACCUGAUGCCAUCCCCGGAGGCUCCCGAUGGGGAGGAGGAGUCUGCGAAGAAGAAGGAGAAGAAGUCCAAAGGACUGGCCAACAUGUUCAGUGUCUUCACCAAAGGGAAAAAGAAAAAAAAGGACCAGCCCAGAUUAUCAGAUCUGGAAGUGCAGCCCAAGCCCAGGCCCGAGUUAGAUGGUCCACUGCCCACAGUGGAGGAGCUCAAGGAGGCCCUGGAGCACGGGCGGCUGGAGGUGGCCUGGCAGGUGCUGGCGUUGGAGAGGCAGCUCGAGGCUGCGGCAGCGGCGGGUGGCAUGAGCAACGAGGAGCUGGUGUGGCGGCAGAGCAAGGUGGAGGCUCUGUACGUGCUGCUUUGCGACCAGGUGCUCGGGGUACUGCGGCGGCCGCUGGAGGCGGCGCCCGAGCGGCUGAGCCAGGCGCUAGCCGUGGUGUCGCAGGAGGAGCUCGAGGACCGGCGGGCGUCCGGGGGACCCUUGGCGGCGGCACUGGAGGCCACGCGCCCGCGGCGAUGGCUGCAGCGGUGGAGGGGCGUCGUGGCGGAGGUGGCAGCGGAACGUCUGGACGCGCAGCCGGCCACAGCGCCCGAGGGCCGCUCGGAGGCGGAGAGCAGGUUCCUGCACAUGGGUCGCACCAUGAAGGAGGACCUGGAGGUGGUGGUGGAGAGGCUGAAGCCGCUGUUCCCCGACGAGUUCAACGUCGUGCGCACCUACGCCGAAAGCUACCACUACCACUUCGCCAGCCACCUGUGCGCCUUGGCGCAGUUCGAGUUGUGUGAAAGGGAUACCUACUUGCUGCUGCUCUGGGUGCAGAACCUCUACCCCAAUGAUAUUCUCAACAGCCCGAAGUUGGCACAGGAGCUUCAAGGUGUCGGGCUUGGGAGCCUCCUGCCCCCAAAGCAGAUCAGAUUGCUGGAGGCCAUGUUCUUGUCCAAUGAGGUGACCAGCGUGAAGCAGCUCAUGGCCCGAGCUUUAGAGCUGGAGUCUCAGCGCUGGACCCAGGAUGUGGCUCCCCAGAGCCUGGAUGGCCACUGUCACAGUGAGCUGGCCAUCGACAUUCUCCAGAUCAUUUCACAAGGCCAGACUAAGGCUGAGAACAUCACUUCGGACGUGGGGAUGCAGAUAAAGCAGUUGCUGCUGGUGGAGCUGGCUGCACUACUGAGGAGCUACCAGCGCGCCUUUGAUGAGUUUCUAGAGAAGAGCAAACUCCUGAGGAAUUACAGAGUCAACAUCAUGGCCAACAUCAACAACUGCCUGUUCUUCUGGACUUCCGUGGAGCAGAAAUGGCAGAUAUCUCAUGAUUCUCUGAACCGCCUGCUGGAGCCUUUGAAAGACCUCAAGGCCCAUGGCUUCGACACCCUGCUCCAGAGCCUAUUUUUGGACCUGAAGCCGCUGUUUAAGAAGUUCACACAGACCCGUUGGGCAAAUCCAGUUGAGACCCUGGAGGAAAUCAUCACUACUGUGAGCAGCAGCCUGCCUGAAUUCUCAGAGCUGCAGGACUGUUUCCGGGAGGAGCUCAUGGAGACUGUGCACCUGCACCUAGUGAAAGAAUACAUCAUCAGGCUCUGCAAACGGCGCCUGGUCCUCAAGACGGCCGAGCAGCAGCAGCAGCUGGCAAGGCACAUCCUGGCCAACGCGGAUGCCAUUCAGGGGUUCUGCACUGAGAAUGGCUCCACUGCAACCUGGCUGCACCGCGCCCUCCCUAUGAUUGCUGAGAUCAUUCGCCUGCAAGAUUCCAGUGCCAUUAAGAUCGAGGUGGCCACAUACGCCACUUGGUACCCUGACUUCAGCAAAGGCCACCUGAACGCCAUCCUGGCCAUCAAGGGCAAUCUACCAAGCAGUGAAGUCAGGAGCAUCCGGAACAUACUGGACAUCAACACGGGAGUGCAGGAGCCUCCCAGGCCCCUGUUCUCCCUUAUAAAGGUUACUUAGCUUUUCUGAAGGUCUGAUAUGCUAAUGAGGCCCAGGGAACACCAGGCACCACACCAGUUGGGGAUGCUCAGUGGCUCCAGCUCCAUGACCCAUCAUCAGGCUCCCACAUUCUGCUGUUGCUUCUGCCCAGCCCUGGCUCUGGAACAAGAUCUGACAGCCAAGAUCGCACAGAUGAUGGAUCCAGUGGGGUCCAGACCUCACUGAAGGGAGCUGACAUCUGAGCAUGCAAGAGAUUUCUUGUAAAUGAUUAUUCAUCUUGGGUAGAGUGACCUUUGUCUACCUACACUGUAGUCUGCCUUUUAACGGUCUGAGUUGCCCUGUCCAGCUCCCUAGGAUCAGGGGUGAAGCCUCAUUUAUACCAUUUCCUUCAGCCCAGGGAUGUCAUGAGAUAGAACUAAAAACAAGGGAAGAAAGAAGAACUAGUAUCUGACCCGGGGCCUGGAAGCAGGCCUGUGAAGUGCCCAUGACAGAGCUAGACCCUGCAAAGUGUCCCCUGGUACCACUCAGCUAGCAGGACCCUCUUAUUCACUCCCCAUGGGCUGCCCUGCCCCUCUGUGUGUGUAUGGAUGUGUUUGGGAAGUGACCCUGGAAGCCUUCGCAGAGCAGGGACCUCCCGGGUUCUCUCAGAUCAAAUCUUCUUGCAUUUAGGAAUAAGCCAGAGGCCACCGUCUGGAGUCUGGUGGGAGUGCAGGGGUCUGGCAAGUGCUUUACUGGCUUCCUGUUGGUGCUGUGCCAAACUUCCACGGCAAGUGGGCUUGAACUACCACUUUUCCUUCAGUUCUGCAAAUCACAAGUCUAUUAUCAGACUGAAGUCUAAAUGUGGUCAGGGCCCACUGCCUCUGGAAGCCCCAGGGAGAAUUGUUUCCUGGUCUUCCCCAGUCUUUAGAGGUUACCCCCAUCUUUUGUCUGAGGACCUUGUACCUUCAGAGCCAGGGACAGCUACAUAUGCUCCUCACACCACCACAGUCUCCACUGGUUCGGAUCCCACUGUGACUUAGGAUCCCCGUGACUGCAGUGAAUCUGCCCAGAGACUCAGCAGCCACCCCAUUAACUAACUCCUGUCACCCAAUAGUCAUUGGCUCUGGGGACCAGUGGGUCCCACGGGGGCUACACUGGAAAACAGCAAGGCAGUUUGCCAUCAAGGCACCUGCUACUCCACAGAUCCUGCUCCUCUCUAGCCAUGAGAGCUCUUCUCGGCACUGGCCCAGCCUUGACUUGUCAUGAUUCGAGGCUGGGAUUUGAAGCUUCUCCUCUGUCCCCUCCCCCAGGUACUUGCUGGAGCUGGCCAGGGUGAGCAGCACACACAGCCUUUGUAUUCUUGUAGACGACCGCUUGUUGAUGACAUUAAUAUUGUUAAUAUUAUUUUUAUAGUGUUGGUUUUGUAUGUGUGUACUCAGGACAGAAUCCAGAGAUUUCUUUUUUAUAUAGCUUGAUAUAAAACAGAUUUCAAAAGUGA